GCUCAGGGCCCGGCCGGGCCGGCGCCCCGCGUUACCUGCGCGCCGCUGCUCCGCAAAAUGGAAGCGGGCCGUGCCGUGCCGAGCCGAGCGGGGACAGCAGAGAGGCAGCCCGUGUGCCCCGGCCGCGCCAUCCCCUCCCCAGAGUCCCUGCCGCGGGCCAGCCGGGUGCAGGGGCCCCCGGGGCUCGGCUGCCGCUGCUCCCCGGCGCUGCCGUAGGGGCUCCCUCAGGCGCCCUCCCAAGUGGCUGACCCGCCUGCAGUCGGCUGCUCUUAGUGACAUAAACAUUAAAUGGAAGCAAAUUGGUGAUUGCCUCUUCAAGACUUGGAGCAGUUGUGGAAUUGGAGGAAAUGAAAACUCUUUGUUGGAUCUGGAGGAAAACACUGCUUUGGGGAAAAGAGGAGGAGUGUACAGAUUCAUUUUGAGGAUGGAUAAAGGCACAACUGCUAAAUCAUCAUCUGCUAUGUUCACCUCAAAUGCUGCUAAAGGAUGGAUGACGAGGAGAGAUGGAGCAUUACAAGCUGCAAAAUGGAAUGCUUCUUUAGCUUCUAAAAUCAAAACUAAAUUAAUAAAUAACUCAUCUAUGUUUAAAGUAUCUUUGCAACAAAAUAACAAAGCAUUAGCUGUGGCAUUGAGUGUUGAAAAAGAAAAUUCUCGCAAGCUAAAGAAUGAGAAGAUUUUUCUUCAGAAGGAAGUCGAAAAACUGCAGCUUCAUAAUAUCUCACUUCGUCAAAAACUAACCUGUUUGAAUAAAACUCUUGUUGGAAUAGAUGCAUUUUUGAAUGAAAACCUCUUAACUGCAAUAGAAAUAAGCAGUCCUUCUGAGGAUCUCCAGAGUUCCUUUCCCCUGUCAGCUGGCCCAAGCAGCCCUACUGGUGACAAGUUUAGGAGUGCACAUCGGUCAGCUCGAUCUGUACAAUUGCCAGCAAAGCUUCCUUUCAUUGCAACAGCUAAUGCAAAACAGCAGGGUAGCCCUUCUCUGGGCGGAGCAUCAAAUUCUUACAAGUGUACCACUAAUGUGACAGAGGAGAUGCAUUCAGAUCAAGUCAAGUUUGCAUCACUCUUGCCUUCUGGUACAAAUAAUCAAAAGUUCAUUGAAACAGAACCAAUGGUUAACAAGAAUAGAUUUUUGAAAGAAAAUCAACUGUGUGCAGAAUUAGGUUGCAAUAGUGCCUUCCUGACUCAUGGAAAAAAUACACAAUCCUUAGAACAGUCUGAGGAGCCUACAGAAAAAUAUCAUGGUAGUUUAUUGCCAUCCUAUGAAAAUGUGACUGAAAGAAAGAAAAAUGCAGUACUUUGGAGAAAAGCUUUCCAAGAACUGACAAAUACUAGUAUACAAUUUCACACUUCUGUACCUAAAUCCCCCCAAACUUUAGAAGACUCAGCAGCACCACUUAGACGAGGCAGACCCACUAUUUGCUACAAGGAACCCAAUCUUCACAGCAAAUUAAGGAGAGGGGAUCGAUUUACAGAUACACAAUUCCUGAAUUCUCCAGUCUACAAAGUAAAAAAUAAAGGAAAUUUUAAAAGCAAAGCAAAAUUUUAUUGAGGAAGAGAGAAUUGCCUUUAUGGACAAUACUUCUAAAAUUGAAGUACAAUUGUUUAUGUAUAUAUGUAAAUGCUUAGUAAUAUAGAGUGUUUGUUGUUCUUUGAUUAGUAAAGGUCUUUCAUAGUAAAAUUUUCUGGAGAAGAACCUCUAUAAAAGGGGCACAGAAUACUGAGGAAGACAUAUACAUGUUAGGUUCACUCCUGUUUUGCAUUUCUGGUCAGUAAUUUAUAAUCUGUUCAAAUGGUUUUCAGCACUUCUUAAAUUGUUAGAAAAGAUAUGUUUUAAUGAGAAAUAAAAAUAAACCAGCUUUGGGAA
Messenger RNA from Vidua chalybeata, 1861 nucleotides. RefSeq names its product shugoshin 2 (gene SGO2). The record is from RefSeq and is a predicted model, not a curated record. Gene Ontology annotation, cellular component: nucleus; chromosome, centromeric region. Lineage: Eukaryota; Metazoa; Chordata; Aves; Passeriformes; Viduidae. The transcript is spliced from 10 exons. Bases 425 to 1546 code for a protein of 373 amino acids. Gene Ontology annotation, biological process: meiotic chromosome segregation.